This is a messenger RNA of Branchiostoma floridae (Florida lancelet), 1687 nucleotides long. RefSeq lists its product as uncharacterized. NCBI's taxonomy places the organism in Eukaryota, Metazoa, Chordata, Leptocardii, Amphioxiformes, Branchiostomatidae. Bases 34 to 1545 code for a protein of 503 amino acids. The transcript is spliced from 7 exons. The record is from RefSeq and is a predicted model, not a curated record.
AAGGGUUUCACAGUGACGGACAAAUUUCACAACAUGGCACGGAAAUCAAGACAGCUCCUUUUAUGGCUACGAAUCGCAUUCAUAGCAGCCUUAGUCGAUGUCAGCAAUACACAAGGGACCAUGCUAGGGAACUGUGAACUAUCGGACUUGCUGCUGGGGAUGCGAAACUGCGAGACGAAUUUCGUGCUAGCUUUGUGUCAUUCACCAGAACAGGACUGCUGGAAUCAUCCAAACAUCACUACGGUAAACACCUGUGUCAAAACAAUACUGAGGAACUGUUUUGAAGGUACCGUGCCCUCAGAGUCCCUCGACUCCAUUGUUGACAACCUUUGGGGUAACAUAGGCUAUAACGUCACAGAGCAGUAUUGUACGGCAGAAAAGUUCGAGGGCCCGUUCUUCCCGUCCAAUGGCGGGCCACCACCGUGUAGCCAAGAGUACCCGGAUGUACUGACGUCAUGUGAAACAGACUUUUUUCUAAAGUAUCUGGCCAACAUCUCGGAUCCUACGCUGUGCAGAGAGUUCGGCGCUAUGACAACAUGCAAAGUAACUGCUGUUGAACAACACUGUAACCUAACGGAUGAUAACCUCAAGCUUUUAAACGUCACAUGGGACAUCACCUACAACCCAUUCUGUCUGUGUCCCAACGUUGAGCCAACCACGCAUGCGCCAACAACACCGCAGCAAACCGCAACACCGCUUGGGAGAUGUUCUGCAGAUGACGUCAUCAGGAUGACGCAGCAAUGCGAGUCUGAAUUCAUCUAUGCGAUGUGUACCAAUCCUGACAUGGACUGUAUCACACAUCCAGACAUGCCCACGUUGGAAAACUGUACCAGAGACGUGUUCUAUGACUGUAUUGUUGGGAUUUUUCCAGAUCAAAUGGUGGAAGCUUUUACGGCAAAUUUCGUCGACACAUUUAACGCUGUAGAACUGUACUGUAACGGGUCAACAUUCCGUCCGGCCGAAAUGAGGACAAGCGGAGAGGGUGCGGAAUGCACCGAACAAUACUCCACGGAAUCCGCCAUGUGUGUACAGGAGUUUAUGGAAUAUUACAUGAGCAAUAAGUCACAUCCUGAGCUGUGCAGAGAGUAUGCGAAAAUGACAGAGUGUAAGCACUCAGCUUUGGAUGACCACUGCCACUCCGUGCAUUUUGACAAACUGUACGAGAUACGCAUGCGCUUGAGAAGCGACUACAACCCGUUCUGUCAGUGCCCAAACCAGUAUGGGUUGUCAACAACAACAACAACAUCAACAAUACCAAGAAUUUCUACGGUAACAGCGCUACUCCCGUCGAUGAUUGGUACUGCAGAAAUGACAACAGAAACAAGGUCUAUUGCUACAACAUUGGUUACAACGACGAGGGAGGCGACGUCUAUUGCUACAACUGCGUCUACCAUAACCCACGGAGCAAAGAUCACUUCAAACACUACAACAGUUACUCCAGGUGUUACAACAAAGGCAACACAUACUACUUCUCGCACAAUGACUACAAUGGAAGGCAGAUCGCAAGUACCUACCCAUCCCACCACAAUGGCCACUACUGCGUGAAGGCUACAGCAAGUGUGACAACUUCUCCACAAACUACAACCGCUAUGGUAACAACGCCAAGUUCUGGCACAACACUAACUGCAAUGGCUGAUUCAGUGAGACACACUGUCCUUACAACAACGCCUACAACACGAGAGGUUGA